This is a messenger RNA of Argentina anserina (silverweed cinquefoil), 2062 nucleotides long. RefSeq names its product RNA demethylase ALKBH10B-like. The record is from RefSeq and is a predicted model, not a curated record. Lineage: Eukaryota; Viridiplantae; Streptophyta; Magnoliopsida; Rosales; Rosaceae. Gene Ontology annotation, molecular function: demethylase activity; mRNA binding. Gene Ontology annotation, biological process: mRNA catabolic process. The transcript has 7 exons. Bases 137 to 1759 code for a protein of 540 amino acids.
CUCUCUCUAUAUUUUAACUCUCUCCCCUGAGACAGCUUAAGCAACCACCGUGCCGGAGUUGAACCACCGUGAACGAGUGCUACGGGAGCUGUGAGAGAUUCCGAUAUAAAGGAAAAGAGUAUUGAGCUGACAGUACAUGGCGAUGGCGGUUGGGCCAGCUGCGUUGCCGCCGGCCGAUGGAGCCAGUCCUCCAGCCAUGGGACCCGCAAUGAUGCCGACGCCGAUGACGUUGGUGCCGGACGCGGUGGCCAAGGACGCGAUACUAGGCUGGUACCGCGGCGAGUUCGCGGCGGCCAACGCGAUCAUCGACGCUCUUUGCGGCCACCUGACGCAGCUCAGCGGCGGAGGCACCGAGUACAGCGCCGUCUUCGCCGCCAUACACCGGCGGCGGAUGAAUUGGAUCCCGGUGCUCCAGAUGCAAAAGUAUCACUCCAUUGCUGACGUGAUGGUGGAGCUCCGAAACCUCGGGGCGAAGAUGGCGGAGCGGGAGAGCCACCAAAACGGCGAAGUUUUUGAAGCCGAGGACAAUUGCAAGAGCAGCGAAGGCGCUAAGUCGUGUGUGGAGGACGAGAAGAUGGAAGAAGCUAACGGAUAUGAGGUCGCCGCCGAUGAGGUCAUUACCGAAGAAGACGGUUCGCCGGAGAGUGAUAUCACUGACUCAGGAUCUCAAGAAGUGCUUAAUUCAGUGAACAAUGAGAUAUGUUCUAACCAUGAUGACUGUGAGGCACGUCGCUCCCAGAUCAAGUUGACAAAAGGUUUCUCAGCAAAGGAGUCAGUCAAGGGACAUAUGGUUAAUGUUGUGAAAGGCUUGAAGCUAUUUGAGGACAUAUUUACCGAAUCUGAGCUCUCUAAGUUGACUGAAUUUGCAAAUGAACUCCACACGGCUGGUCUGAAUGGAGAGCUCUCAGGUGAGACUUUUAUUUUGUUCAACAAGCAGAUUAAAGGAAACAGGAGAGAGUUGAUUCAGUUUGGGAUUCCAAUAUUUGGACAGGUCAAAGAGGAAGCUGCAAGCAACAUCGGACCAAUUCCAGCUCUUCUCCAUGAUGUGAUUGAUCACCUUGUACUUUGGCAACUAAUCCCAGAGUACAAACGACCUAAUGGUUGCAUCAUCAACUUCUUUGAGGAGGGAGAAUACUCGCAGCCGUUCCUAAAGCCACCACAUUUGGAUCAGCCAAUCUCCACUCUUCUCCUAUCUGAAUCCACAAUGGCUUACGGGCGCACCCUUGUGACUGAUACGGAGGGGAACUACAAGGGGCCACUGACCCUCUCGUUGAAGGAAGGGUCUCUCCUAGUUAUGAGGGGAAACAGUGCAGACAUGGCAAGGCACGUUAUGUGUCCAUCUCCAAACGAGAGGAUCAGCAUUACAUUCUUUAGAGUCCGAGUAGACUCCAACCAAUAUCAGUCAUCCCCUCAAAGUCCAACACAGAAUGGUGCUAUAACUGUAUGGCAGCCCAGCGUCAUGAGCCCAUAUGCAGCUCACGAAGGAGCACCAAAUGGCUAUGAGGCAAUGGAUGUCAUGCCCAAAUGGGGUGUCCUCCGUGCUCCAGUGGUCAUGAUAGCCCCAGUUCGUCCUAUGGUAAUGAGCCCUCGAAAAGUUCCUCAAAGUGGUACUGGAGUUUUCUUGCCAUGGACUGUGGGAUCAAGAAAACCAGCAAAACAUCUUCCGCCCCGCGCGCAAAAAGGACGGCUCAUGGAACUCCCUUCCCCGGCUGAGACACAUGUAGUGGAGGCUGCUUCUGAGCCGGGCAUCACUGUGUGAGGAAGAUCAUUGGUGUCAAGUUAGUCACAGGCAGCCCUGGGUUGAAAAAUGAUAUGAAUUCAGCAAAGAUGGUAUUCAUAUUUACUUCCAAGUUCUGCAGGAGUUUUUCUUGUUGUACAAACAGGCCUAGGUGCUGUUAGAAGAGUCGGUUUCAAUUUUCAAAAUUUUCCCUUUUCAUAUCCUGAGUAGGUAGUUGAGCUCAAGUUGUGGAGUGUGAAUUAGUUUAAGUGCUGAAUCUUGUAUUGGGGUUAUGUUAGUUUUUUUUUUCAGACAAGUUAUAUUACUUAUAUAUCAUCUUCUUAA